This is a messenger RNA of Chelonus insularis, 1215 nucleotides long. Its product is annotated as annexin A13-like. Gene Ontology annotation, cellular component: cytoplasm. NCBI's taxonomy places the organism in Eukaryota, Metazoa, Arthropoda, Insecta, Hymenoptera, Braconidae. The coding region runs from base 60 to 1127 and encodes 355 amino acids. The record is from RefSeq and is a predicted model, not a curated record. Gene Ontology annotation, molecular function: calcium ion binding; calcium-dependent phospholipid binding. The transcript has 6 exons.
AUGAAUAUUUUUAUUCGAUUCCACAUACUUGUGAGAUAAGAUUCCAAUAUUUUAUUCAUAUGUUAUAUAUUAUUUAUAAAGAUAAAAAAAGUUGUGAUAUUACAGUCAAAAUGUAUCUUCUAUGGUUUACUGUGGCUCUGAUGGCCUUAAUAUCAUCAGUUUCUUUAAUUACAUAUGAAUCAACACCUGAACCCGAAUUAAAUUUUCCAUCUGCAUUGAUAGACUUUGACGUUAGAUACCUUCAUAGAGCAACCAAUGCUUCUGAUCCAAAUGGAAGGAUUGUUUCAACAAUUUUAACAUCAACUACUGCUGAAGAACGAGAACAACUUGAAGAAAAAUAUUUCUCUACCUAUAACGUAAGUUUACUAGAGGAUUUGAAAAAUACAUUUUCUGGUAAAUUUCAAUACGCAUUAGAUGCUUUUAUGAAACCUCUACAUAAAUUUUAUGCCCAAGAAAUAAGUCAAUGCAUUCACAAUAAUAAUACACAACACAAUGCACUUAUUGAUUCUCUAUGUAUUUUUGACGAUCCUCUACUCAACAAUAUUAUUCAAGUAUAUCCUCAAUAUGCUAAUAAGAAAUGCUUGAAGGAUGAUUUAAAUAUAUUGCAACCAGAAAAUUUUCAAAAACUUAUGUUAUUAUGUGUCUCUAAACGAAAAACCUAUAUCAUGAAACAAAUUGGUCCUCUGAAGUCCUUGAAAGGAGAUGAACUUAUGAUGUAUUUAUCAGAAAAUAGUGACGAAAAAUUUUUCCAACUUAUAUUAUCAUUUGGAAAUAAGACAAAAGAAACACUAGACGAUAUAAUGAGCCAAAAAUAUGAAGGGGCUUUUCAAAGAGCUCUCGGGACAAUCAUCGAAUAUUCUCAAUCCGAAAAACUUUACUUUGCAAGGAGAUUGCAUGAGAGUUUAACAGGAUCUGAGGUAGAUUAUAAUAGCUUACUGCAUUUAGCUCUUAUGGAGAGAACUGUUAGCUCCCAACAAAUUUGUAACACUUACAGCUAUAUAUAUAAGGAAGAUUUGGCUCAUACUAUCGAAAAAAAAAUACCAUUUGGAAAUUUUCGUUUUUUUUUGGUUAAUCUUCUAGCUAAAAAAAAGCUUCCACCAAUAAGAGAUGAGCUAGACCUGGAAUAAAUUUAACUCAACUGAGCUAAUAUUUUAAAAUAACAAUAAUGUAAAAAUAAAAUAUCAAACUGUACAUAAAAUUAAAUCAUUCAAACCA